This is a messenger RNA of Haemonchus placei, 447 nucleotides long. NCBI's taxonomy places the organism in Eukaryota, Metazoa, Nematoda, Chromadorea, Rhabditida, Trichostrongylidae. The record is from the annotation of a GenBank genome assembly.
AUGUCCGGCAUAGCCGUAUUCCGCCUUGUCGAAGAGAGGAGGGCUUGGAGAAAGAAUCAUCCUUUCGGAUUCGUUGCUAAGCCAGCGAGAGACUCUGACGGGACCUUGAAUCUAUUCAAAUUUGUUUGUGCUGUGCCAGGCAAAAAGGGCACUAUUUGGGAGGGCGGGCUGUACAAGAUUCAUAUUUAUUUCAAUGACGCCUAUCCUUCAACCCCACCAAUUUGCAAACUCGACCCUCUGGUCUACCAUCCGAAUGUUUCUUAUUCAGGCAGAAUCUGUCUAUCUAUUUUAUAUGAGGAUCAAGGAUGGAAACCAGCAAUCUCGCUCAGGGAAAUUCUUAUUGGGAUACAGGACCUCCUGGACGAUCCGAACCCCAAUGAUCCUGCACAAGACGGCGCUUCUCUAGUCUACGUUAGAAACAGGUACAUUGUUGCUAUAUGGGAAUAG